CUUGGCCACGAAGCAUCCCAACUGUUCAACUCCGCGUCCCGGCGGCCCCUCUGUCUCUAUAAACCCUUCCAUUCCUCAGUCUCCGAAUUUCUCGUGAAAUCUUGUGAAUAAUUCCAUUUUUGUUGGUUAUUUCUUCAUAUCUCCUUUUUGUCAAUGGAUUCACCGCUUAUAGACGACUUGAUCUCCCAAUUCCCUCUCGACGACCUGUUCGACGAAUUACCUGACACUGCCGGCCCCUUCCUUGGGGAUGCCGCCGCUGCAUCGUCACCGGACUCUCUUUCCUCGUGGAUUGAUGAGAUCGAGAGCUUCCUAAUGGAGGAUGACGCCGGGGAUGCUGCUGUCGAGUCGAACACGGAGCUCUCCGACAGCUUGCUGGCGGAAUUGAUCGCUCAAUCCCCCGAGAAUGCUUCCGGAGAGGUGGUUGAUGGCUCGAGCGACAGAGAUUCUGAUGCCUCCGCUGACGGAGGUGGUCAGCUUCAGAAGGAGAAGGUCGAAAGUGAAGCUGGUGAGGAAGAGGACGCCGAUGAUGACCCUGCCUCUAAGAAGCGGAGAAGGCAGCUGAGAAACAAAGAUGCAGCUGUGAGGUCGAGGGAGAGAAAGAAAAUGCAUGUGAAAGAUCUGGAGAUGAAGAGCAAGUACUUGGAAGGGGAAUGCAGGAGGAUGGGGCGGUUGCUCCAGUGCCUCGUGGCUGAGAAUCAAGCUCUUCGACUCGGUUUGCAGAAUGGCAGUGCAUGUGGUGCUAUCGGUACCAAGCAGGAGUCUGCUGUGCUCUUGUUGGAAUCCCUGCUGUUGGGUUCCCUGCUUUGGUUCCUGGGCGUCAUGUGCCUAUUCACCCUGCCAGAGUCGCCCCGGUUGAGGGUGUCGCUGGUAAACGCCGGAAGGAGAGAUCUGCAAACUUGCGCUCCAAGAGGGCCAAGAAAUGAGGAAUCCCGGCAUCUGUUACCAGCGUCUUUUGUCAUGAGUAGGAGAUGCAAAGCCUCGAGGUCGAAGAUGAAGCCAGGUAUUCAUGUCCCUCGAGUUUUGGCAUGUUAGGUAGACCUGCCGUCUUUGGAAGGUCGCGUUCCAUGUAAAAAGGAGCCCGUUCAUGUCCAUUUCUUAAUGGUAGUUGGCUAGUGUGCGGGUUGUUCCGACAGUACUAAUAUUCACGUUGUUAUGGGAUAUAAUAUAUCAUUACCGCUUCUCCCCA
Punica granatum (pomegranate) is the source of this 1186-nucleotide messenger RNA. The record is from RefSeq and is a predicted model, not a curated record. NCBI's taxonomy places the organism in Eukaryota, Viridiplantae, Streptophyta, Magnoliopsida, Myrtales, Lythraceae.